This is a messenger RNA of Carassius carassius (crucian carp), 5329 nucleotides long. Its product is annotated as protein strawberry notch homolog 2-like. Gene Ontology annotation, biological process: regulation of DNA-templated transcription. The transcript has 32 exons. The coding region runs from base 226 to 4941 and encodes 1571 amino acids. Gene Ontology annotation, molecular function: histone binding; chromatin DNA binding. Gene Ontology annotation, cellular component: nucleus. Lineage: Eukaryota; Metazoa; Chordata; Actinopteri; Cypriniformes; Cyprinidae. The record is from RefSeq and is a predicted model, not a curated record.
AUCAAGAUGGCGACGUCGACCAGGAAGUAGGUAAACAACCGUACGAGGAUAGAAAAAUAUGGAUUAAACCCCUUCAAUCCGUUUUUUCUGAUCCAGAAACGCCCAGAUUGAGUGGUCGUUAGUGCUCGUGGAGGGGUUUCGCGGACAGUGGGGGUUAAUUAACGCGCGAGACGGCUGGAGAAUGACAGGGCUCUGACAUGUGACCAUGUUUCUGCUCGGAGACUGAUGCCCACUCCUGCUGCGUCUGUUGUCAUGGAAACGGAGGACUUGAUGCCCCCCGAGGGCCCUCAGCUUGGGAGCCCGGAGUUCAGCGCUGCCAGUCUUCCUCUCACAAGUUCCAUGGAGAGUCAGCUGUGUCCGUCGAACUCAUGGAUGUACCCACAGCAAACUCCGUACAACCAGCACUAUCCUAUGCAAUCUGGCAGGCAGCUCCAGCUGAACCCGUCCUCGGGCCUGGACCUAUCUGACAUCGACUUUCACGACCUUGUGCAGAACGGAGACUUCUCCCAGGAUCUGUGCAUAGACGAGCUGUCCAACACAUCGCUGUUCUCCUCGGCAUCUGAUUCUCUGUCGGAGUAUCCAGUCCCUUCAGGGUUUGGCAGUGAUAUCCUGUCACAGAGACCCGCCGAGGGCCCUGUGCCACAGAUGUACUGGGAAAUACCUGGACACAGUCAGAGACAGCAGAAUCUGAGCGCGUUUAAUGGGAGGUUUGAUGACUUCAGUGCUAUCCUGCCUGCGUCAGUCACAGGAUUUAAGCCUGCUGCUCCUCCGCCGCCGCUGGAGGAAGAGGAGGAGGCAGAUGAGGAAGAGACGGAGGAUUUGGGGCAUGCGGACACGUAUGCAGAGUACAAGCCAUCCAAAUCUACUAUAGGAAUCUCUCACCCUGACAUCGUGGUGGAGACCAACACACUGUCCAGCGUUCCUCCUCCUGACAUCACCUACAUACUGUCCAUUCCCGACAGCACCAUUAGCUCCGGCCGGCUGUCCGCUCUGCAGCUGGAGGCCAUCAUCUACGCCUGCCAGCAACACGAGGUGAUUCUUCGUAAUGGUCAGCGGGCAGGGUUUCUGAUCGGAGACGGAGCUGGCGUCGGAAAGGGCCGCACUGUGGCCGGAAUCAUACUAGAGAGCUUUUUAAAGGGACGGAAGAGGGCUCUAUGGUUCAGUGUGUCAAAUGACCUGAAGUAUGAUGCUGAGAGAGAUCUCAGAGACAUAGACGCUCCCAACAUCCCUGUGUUUGCUUUAAAUAAGAUUAAAUACGGAGAUAUGGCUACCUCGGAGGGCAUUUUAUUCGCCACAUACUCUGCUCUGAUCGGAGAGAGCCAGGCCGGCGGUCAGCACCGCACCAGACUCAAACAGAUCCUGGACUGGUGCAAACCAAACUUUGAUGGGGUCAUUGUGUUUGACGAGUGUCAUAAGGCUAAAAAUGCGACCUCCACCAAGAUGGGUAAAGCUGUGCUGGAUUUGCAGAAUAAACUGCCCCGAGCAAGAGUGGUGUACGCUAGUGCCACAGGUGCUUCUGAGCCAAAGAAUAUGAUAUACAUGAGCCGACUGGGGAUCUGGGGGCAAGGAACGCCGUUCAGGACGUUUGAAGACUUCCUGCAUGCUAUUGAGAAGAGGGGGGUCGGUGCAAUGGAGAUUGUGGCCAUGGAUAUGAAAGUGAGUGGCAUGUACAUCGCACGCCAGCUGAGCUUUUCUGGCGUGUCUUUCCGUAUAGAAGAGAUUACACUGGACCAAGAGUUCAAACUGGUCUACAACAAAGCUGCUAGACUGUGGGCCGAGGCUCUCGUGCUGUUCACUGGAGCUGCGGAGACGUUGGGUCUGGCGUCCCGUAAGUCUCUGUGGGGUCAGUUCUGGGCGUCACACCAGAGGUUUUUUAAGUAUCUGUGCAUCGCCGCUAAAGUCCGUCGUCUGGUUGAAAUCGCUCAUACUGAGAUGCAGCACGGCAAGUGCAUCGUGAUUGGCCUGCAGUCCACAGGAGAGGCUCGUACUCGAGAGGUGCUGGACGAGAACGACGGACACCUGGACAGAUUCGUCUCCGCUGCUGAGGGUGUUUUCCAGUCAUUAGUUCAGAAACACUUCCCAACACAGAAACCUAAAAGAGAGAAAACCGCCGCAAGCAAGAGGAAACGAAAACCCAGAAGCCGGCCUUUAAAAUUUCCAAAGCACUGUGUGGAAGUGGGCGGGGUUAUUAAAAUCAGCGACGAUUCAGACUCCGACUCGGAUGAGAUUGACAGCUACUCGAACUCCUCCCCUGAAUCGCUACAGGACAAUGACGAUGUGAUUUUCUUGAACCACAUCAACGGGCCUACCGCUAAACUAGAAGAACUCAAGCAGAGGAUGCUGGGAAAAAUAGCAGAGCUGGGGAAAGAGCUGCCGCUUAACACUCUUGACGAGCUGAUCGACAGGUUUGGAGGACCAGAGAAGGUUUCUGAGAUGACGGGUCGUAAGGGGCGUGUGGUGCGGCGUCCUGAUGGCAGCGUUAGGUAUGAGACCAGAGCGGAGCAGGGCCUGACCAUCGACCACGUCAACAUCAGAGAGAAAGAACGCUUCAUGACCGGAGAGAAGCUGAUAGCCAUCAUCUCUGAAGCAGCUAGUUCAGGCAUCUCUCUACAGGCGGAUAGACGUGUGCUGAACCAAAGGAGACGAGUUCACAUGACCCUAGAGCUGCCGUGGAGCGCAGACCGAGCCAUCCAGCAGUUCGGUCGAACGCAUCGCUCUAAUCAGGUUACAGCUCCAGAGUACAUCUUCCUCAUCUCUGAACUUGCUGGAGAGAGACGCUUCGCCUCCAUCGUUGCCAAGAGAUUGGAGAGUCUGGGGGCUCUGACACACGGGGACCGACGAGCCACUGAAUCCAGAGACCUGAGCCAGUACAACUUUGAGAACAAAUAUGGCACCAAAGCGUUGGAUAAGAUCACUAAAGCCAUCCUCAGGCAAAUCGACAACAAGGUCCCUCCACCGAAGGGCUACCCAGGAGGAGACAUCAUGUUCUUCAGAGAUAUGAAGCAAGGCAUGAUUGAUGUGGGAAUCUUCUGUAAGGAGCCGCGUCUAAGUCAGAAUACAGAGAGAGAUUGCUCCAUUACUAAGUUUCUGAACCGUAUUUUGGGUUUGGAGGUCCAUCAGCAGAACUCUCUGUUCCAGUACUUCACCGAUAACUUCGACUACCUGAUCAACAAGGAUAAAAAAGAGGGAAAAUAUGACAUGGGAAUAUUGGAUCUCGCUCCUGGUAAUGAUGAGAUUCACGAGGAAACACAGGAGAAGUUUCUGACUCCAGGAAACCCUCAGGAGGGCCAAGUCAUCCUCUAUAAGAUCAGUGUUGAUCGUGGGAUGCCCUGGGAAGAUGCCUGCAGUAAAGCAGAGAAACUCACUGGAGAAUAUGAUGGUUUUUACCUCUCAAACAAGUUGCGUGGGAGUCAGCCGUGUGUCCUGCUCGCCGAACAGGGUCGGGGUCGGAAUCUCAUCCUAUAUAAGCCCAACAUCGGCAAACAGGUUCAUCCGGAGAACCAGGACAACCUGCUCCUGAGAUACUACAAGGUGACACCUGAUGAAGCAAAGGAUUUCUGGGAGAGUCAGUUUGUCUUUUCUUUCACCAACUGCAUGCAUGCCAACUGGAAGGGUAAGUGUAAGCUGAUCGAUGAGGGCCAGGAGUGUUUUCAAGGGAUGCGUCUCAGGCAGUAUCACAUGCUGUGUGGAGCGCUGCUGAGGGUCUGGAAACGAGUGUCUGACAUCGUCUCAGACAUCACCAACUCCAGCAUCCUGCAGAUCGUACGGCUCAAAACCAAACAGAACAGCAAGCAAGUCGGUAUCAAAAUCCCAGAGAACUGCGUCCUCCGCGUGCGCGAGGAGUUAUCUCAGAUGGACGAGAAGGCGAAGAAAGAGCGGCGGGAGAGAGAGAAGUUAGCACAUGAGCAGCGCAUACGCCAAGAGAUGCUGACCAAGAUGAUCAUCGCAAACCCUCCUCCCUCCCAUCACUACCCACGAUCCCUUCUGCCUCCAAAGAGCGAAGCCGUCAGCGAGGUCUUGGAUCUGACCGUCAGCCCCUGCCCAUCGCCGGACAUCAAGACGCCUGUGCCAGACCUAAACGGCGUUUCCCUCCAUGGACGCAUGCUAGACGUGAGAGCACGCCCGGGUGCCGUUGUUCCCGAGACGUACAACUUGGAAGAUUUGAUCUCACGGGAGCAGCACAGACACAGACAGGUGGCGCCGCACCCGAACAUGCGCAUGUUGUCAUCGUCGCAAGUCCCUCAGCAGCACAUUCACACACUAAAGCAGAAUCAUUCGUCGUUUGGGGUGCUAACACAUCAGCAGCAGCAGAGCGGUUCACGCACACAACCGUCCGAGCAGUACAGAGUGCUUCUAUCGCAGCUGCAGCGAGGGCAAGACACAUCGCUCGUGCUGCGGCUUCUCACACAAAUGCAACAGCAAACCGGCGUGUCGCCGCAAUGCUCGCACGCAAUGCUACGCCAGAACACUCAACGCGUGAUGCACACCUCAAACGCACAAUUGCUCGGCAUGCACUCGCAGCUCCCGAAACAACAUACCAGCGAACAUGCGCAGUCGCAAUCCCUUCCAUCGCAACCCCAAACCAUGCAAUCACAUGCCACUCAGCCUGCUACAGAAACAACGAACAGCGAGUUUGAUUUCGACGACUUGGACUUCGGUUACCCUUCGCCAGAUUCGCAACAUCAAUACCCGUUCACCUCUCAAGCUUUGACUCCGCCCCCUCCUGUUUACUCCUCCCUCUUCGUGUCAGCGCCGACAAACUCCUCCUCCCUCUCGGACUCUAGCUCCUCCUCCUCGCACUUCACCCCAUCGUCCUCUUCCUCCGAACAGACGCAUCUGUUACCAAACGGCCACAGCAGUAUGGUCGCCCCAGAGACGCUGAUCCACGGACCGCCCUCGGAUCACCGCCAAUCCGUCAUCCAGUUCAAAACAACAGACUAGGACGCCACCUAGAGGCUCAAACAUGCACAGUCAGAAGUUCAGUCGAGUUCGUUCCCAAGUCAUUCUCAGUCCAUAAGCUAAGAGUUGCAUUCGAUUCGUUGACGAUCAAUGAAGACUUGAAAUCAAUUGGUGUUUGCCUUAUUUGAGGCAAUAGGGCUUAUCCAUCUGACAUUUCAUCACAGCAGACAUUGAGGUAAAAGAGAUGUUUAUUUAUUAAGAUAUUGGUGUAUACUGUUUCCUCUCCAAGGGAGUUUAUCUUUUUCGAAUGAAUGCCUUCUGUUAAAUCAGUGCCUUUAUCUCCUUCAGAUGCAGUCUUGUGUGCGUAUAUAUAUAUAUUUCUAGACAGAGUAGUGUUGUAUUAUUUAUUCCCUCUGGCGUCGGUUCUCCG